Molecule: messenger RNA, 225 nt
Organism: Notodromas monacha
Lineage: Eukaryota; Metazoa; Arthropoda; Ostracoda; Podocopida; Cyprididae
Source: the annotation of a GenBank genome assembly
AUGCGUGAAGGAGAGGAAGAGAGUUCUUUUUGUUGUGUGAAACCAGUGAAAGUGCGUCUGAAAAUCCGAAGCAUCAUGGCUCUGGCACUUCGUUUGACGCAGAGACUUGCGACUACAAGACUCGGUGUUGUGAGGAUGAUGUCAGGAGAAUACGGUUCCGGUGCUGGUAAAGGUGGAGGCGGAGGAGGUUCUAUUCGUGAUGCCGGAGGUUCAUUCGGCAAAAUG